AAGGAACAGUGAAAGGGAAUUACCGACACAUCCUCGAGAAAUGGCCAUGAAAACACCACUCUCCUUUCAGGGUUCUAUAAUACCCUUCCGCACGUGUGGCCAAUGCAUCCGCCGUCCGUACCACCUCGGCCCAGCUAGGACGGCCGCGCCGACCCGACACCUGUCCACGAGUAACCCGCUCCGCUCCGCCGUAAAGAACGCCAGCGGAACGAAUCCAUUGCGCUCCAGUGGGAAUGUCCGCUCCCGGGAACAAGAAGUUGCGCAGUACCGCCGGUCGAUGGGUUGGUCGGCGGCUGGGAUCGCCGUGUGUGCGGUGGCUAUGUAUGGCAUGAUCAAGCUGGAUGCGUUUGGGUUGGAGGAGCAACAGCAGGAGGAGGAGGAGGGAGGAAAGGAGAACAAUGCGAUGAAGAUGGAGGGACCGCAGGGGUUCGCGAGCAGUCCAUCGAUCGUUCGGAUCCAGGGACAGGAUGGCGUCGAACAGGUAGCUACGGGGACGAGUUCGGUGUCGCAUUUCCCGGCUACGAUCCGACUUCCGAAGUACCAGGCUGGGUCGCUCAAAUCUGGAGAUGAGGUUGCCACUGGGGAGGAGGAGGAGGAGGAGGAGGAGGAGGAGUAUCAGCUUCUCGGGCUUGGGAUCCGGACUGUCUCUUUCCUCAAGAUCCAGGUGUACGUCGUGGGCCUGUACGUAGCCACAUCUGAUAUCUCUGAGCUGCAGCGGCGCCUGGUGCAUACGGCGGUAGAUCCCCCAAGCGAGAAGCCCGUGAUCUCCAACGCCGUCGGAGCGACAUCAGCGACAUCUCUGGUAUCUACGGAACGGCAGCACCUGAAGGAGCUUCUCCUGGACGAGGAGAAGGGCGAUGCCGCCUGGGACGCAAUCCUCAAGGAGGACGGGCUGCGAACUGUCUUCCGCAUCGUGCCCACGCGGAACACGGACUUUUUGCACUUGCGCGACGGCUUUGUGCGCGGGAUCACGGCGCGCGCGCAGAAAGCCACCGCCACCGCCAAAGCCAAAGCCAAAGCUGCUGCCGAACCAGGCGAGUCGGGAUCCCUUGUUUCUGCGGGAGAAUUCCAAGACGAGGCUUUCGGCAUCUCAUUGAACGAUUUCAAGAGCCUGUUCGGUGGAAGUCAGCGCAAGAAUGUCCCCAAGGGCCAGACGCUGCUUCUGAUCCGGAAUGCCCACGGAGAGCUAGAUGCGCUCUUCCAGCCAGAACCGACCAAGCCACUCCGAUUCAUGGGCCGGGUUUCCGAUGAGCGAAUCAGUCGACUGGUGUGGAUGAAUUAUCUCGCUGGCAAGCCCGUCUCUAGUGAGGAAGCCCGCCGGAGCGUCGUGGAUGGAAUCAUGGCGAUUGUCGAGCGACCUGUCGGGACCCUGGUUUAGAGUUUUUGUAGAGCUCUCUAGCAUUUCUUGUAUAAUGAUGUAUGUAUGCAAUCUUAAUGGCUCGCGCUCUGCUAUCCUACACUUGUCAUACACGUGUACUAGUGCUUACCUAGGUAUUCUAGGGACAUAAGUAGCCAAUAAUAAGUAGUAGAAAUACCAAGUACCUCACAAU
Aspergillus ochraceoroseus IBT 24754 is the source of this 1550-nucleotide messenger RNA. RefSeq names its product chalcone isomerase domain-containing protein. The transcript has a single exon. The coding region runs from base 41 to 1378 and encodes 445 amino acids. The record is from RefSeq and is a predicted model, not a curated record. NCBI's taxonomy places the organism in Eukaryota, Fungi, Ascomycota, Eurotiomycetes, Eurotiales, Aspergillaceae. Gene Ontology annotation, molecular function: intramolecular lyase activity.